Messenger RNA from Pimephales promelas (fathead minnow), 2141 nucleotides. The record is from RefSeq and is a predicted model, not a curated record. NCBI's taxonomy places the organism in Eukaryota, Metazoa, Chordata, Actinopteri, Cypriniformes, Leuciscidae.
UGCUUGCUCUCCUGACCUGUUUUUCUACAUUUCUUGCAGAUGCAGAAAAUCACAAUUAUAACAACAAUCAUCAGAGAUCCAGCAGAGAUCAACACUAUGAACAAUAAAGGUGUGUCUGGUGUUGAUACAGAUGAAGUGUCAGUGCCAGUGAUGGAGGGAGAUUCAGUCACUCUACACACUGGUGUUCAAACAAACCAACAAGAAAAGAUUAGAUGGUAUUAUAAUGACAUUCGCAUCGCUCAAAUCAAUGGAGACCAGAGUAAGAUCUGUACAGAUGUUCAGUGUAAUGAAGAUACUGAGAGAUUCAGAGACAGACUGAAGCUGGAUCAUCAGACUGGAUCUCUGACCAUCAUGAACAUCACAAACACAGAUGCUGGAGUUUAUAAACUAAAGAUUAUCAGCAGCAACAGCGACAGAGAGAAGAUCUUCAACGUUUCUGUUCAUGGUGUUUCUGCUGCUGAACAAGAAUAUGAAAUUAAAAGAAAGACUGUGAAGGAAAGCGAAUCUGUCACUUUAUACACUGGUGUAAAAAGAAAUCUGAAUGAUUCAGUAAUGUGGUAUUUUAAUGAGAUUCUCAUCGCUGAAAUCACUGGAGAUCAGAGUCAGAUCUGUGCAGAUGAUCAGUGUAAAGAGAGAUUCAGAGACAGACUGAAGCUGGAUCAUCAGACUGGAUCUCUGAACAUCACACACACCACAAACACACACUCUGGAGAAUAUAAACUACAGAUCAACAACAGCAGAUUCAGCAUCACUAAGAUCUUCAGUGUUUCUGUCACUGGUGCGUCUGAUGUUGAUCCAGAGAGAGCGUCAGUGUCAGUGAUGGAGGGAGAUUCAGUCACUCUAUACACUGGUGUUCAAACAAACCAACAAGACAAAAUUAGAUGGUAUUAUAAAGACACUCGCAUCGCUCGAAUCAAUGGAGAUCUUAGUAAGAUCUGUACAGAUGUUCAGUGUAAUGAAGGCACUGAGAAAUUCAGAGACAGACUGAAGCUGGAUCAUCAGACUGGAUCUCUGACCAUCAUGGACAUCACAAACACAGAUGCUGGAGAAUAUACACUGAAGAUCAGCAGUGGCAAAAACGAGAGUGACGAGAUCUUCAGUGUGACUGUCCGUGGUGUUUCUGGACGAGAUGAAGCGAAGAGAAAGACAGCGAAGGAGGGAGAAUCUGUUACUUUACAUCCUGGUGUAAUAAGAAAACCAAGUGGUGUGAUGACAUGGUAUUUUAAUGAGAUUCUCAUCGCUGAAAUCACUGGAGAUCAGAGUCAGAUCUGUACAGAUGAUCAGUGUAAUGAGAGAUUCAGAGAUAGACUGAAGCUGGAUCAUCAGACUGGAUCUCUGAACAUCACACACACCACAAACACACACUCUGGAGAAUAUAAACUACAGAUCAACAGCCGCAGAUUCAGCAUCACUAAGAUCUUCAGUGUUUCUGUCACUGAUUCAGGAUUAUCUUCAGCUGCUUUAGGAGCAAUAUGUGCUGCUGUUGGUGUUGCUGUUAUUCUGCUUGCGGCUGCUGGGAUUUACUAUCGCCACAGAUCAAAACAAUCAGGAAACAGUACACAGCGAGAUGAUCAUGAUCAGGAGAAUGCUGUCACAGUGCCCCUUAAGGAGAGGAAUGGGACUGCCCCGAUGGCUAAUGCUAAUGGAACAUCUUCUAGUGUGACUCUGACUAAUGGGAUUUCACAGUAACAUUAUUUAUUAUUUUAAUAGUUUCACUGAAAGGGAAUUUGAAAUGAAAAAAGGAAUUGUAAGAAGGUCAGAAUGCAAUUCUCAUUACUCGGGGAGAAAUUGUGUUCAAUACCAGCGACUUGAAGUUUUUCUUGCCAAAACCAAUUUUUAACAAAAUCUAGGGGUGUAAUGGUACAUGUAUUUGUAUUAAACCGUUUCGGUUCGAGGCUUCUGGUUCGGUACGCAUACAAACCGAACAAUUACUUGGACCAUUUUUCCUGAGGACAAAAUUUCGCUGGCGCGGCCACCACACGGCGUUGCGCGACAUCAAAUGACAAGCGUAAUGAAAGCGGAACGAAACUGCGCUACUCAUUAGCUGUGUCCCAAUGUGAAGGCUGCAUCCUCCGAAGUCCGUAUUUGAAGGACGCUUCCCAGACAGCAAACUGACAUUGAAUCAACGUGGAAACGACGUC